GGCGACGGGGAAGGCUGCUCGUGAAGGGGCUCGGGGGCGGAAGAGCGGUUUCCGUCCCCGUUCGCUUCUCCGUCGUCGUCGUCCCCCCGCGGUGGCGGCCCGUUGGUGCGGUCCGAGGCGAAGGGCGGCUUCCGGCGGAGGGCGCGGGGCGGAGGGCGGCAUGGCGGCGGAGGACGUGGCGGCCCUGCGGGCCGAGCUGGAGCGCCGCGAGGAGGAGGUGAGCGAGCUGCGGCGCCGGCUGGAGGCGGCGGAGAAGGGGCGGGCGGCGGCGGCGGCGGCGGAGGAGGAGGAGGAGGAGCUGGGUCCGCUGCCGGCCCGCAGCGCCCUGACGGCGGCGGAGAUCCUGCGCUACAGCCGGCAGCUGGUCCUGCCGGAGCUGGGCGUCCGCGGGCAGCUGCGCCUGGCCGGCUCGUCCGUGCUGGUGGUGGGCUGCGGCGGGCUGGGCUGCCCGCUGGCCCAGUACCUGGCGGCGGCGGGCGUGGGGCGGCUGGGCCUGCUGGACCCCGCCGUGGUGGAGCCGAGCAACCUGGCCCGCCAGGUCCUGCACGGCGAGGCCCGGGCCGGGCAGCCCAAGGUCCACUCGGCCGCCGCCGCGCUGCGCCGCCUCAACUCUUCCGUGGAGGUGGUGCCCUACGCGCGGGCGCUCACCCCCGCCUCGGCGCCGGACCUGGUGCGGCGCUACGACCUGGUGGCCGACUGCUCCGACAACGCGCCCACCCGCUACCUGGUCAGCGACGCCUGCGUGCUGAGCGGCCGGCCGCUGGUGUCGGCCAGCGCGCUGCGGCUGGAGGGCCAGCUGGCCGUCUUCCACCACGCCGGCGGGCCCUGCUACCGCUGCGCCUUCCCGCGCCCGCCGCCCGCCCACACGGUCACCAGCUGCGCCGACGGCGGGGUGCUGGGCGCCGUGCCCGGGGUGCUGGGCUGCCUGCAGGCCCUGGAGGUGCUGAAGAUCGCCGCCGGGCUGGAGCCCGCCUACAGCGGUCGCCUGCUGCUCUUCGACGCGCUGGGCGGCGGCCCCGCCGGGCAGUUCCGCUGCGUCCGGCUGAAGGGCCGCCGGCCCGACUGCCCGGCCUGCGGGGACCGGCCGGCCGCCGCCCUCCUGCCGGACUACGGGGCCUUCUGCGGCGGGGCCGCCCCCCACGACCGCCGCGGCCCGGGCCUGCGCCUGCUGGAGCCCCGACACCGCCUGGCCCCCGACGCCUACCGCAGCCUGCUGGACCGCGGAGAGCCGCACCUGCUGCUGGACGUGCGGCCCCCCGCCGAGGUGGACAUCUGCCGCCUGCCCCACGCCCUGCCCGUGCCCCUGGCCCGGCUGGAGCGCGGCGACGAGGCCGCCCUGGCCGCCCUGGCCCAGGCCGUCGGCCGCGGCCGGGCCCGCCUGCCCCCCGGGACCCCCUUCCCCGUCUACGUGGUCUGCAAGCUGGGCAACGACUCGCAGAAGGCCGUCGGGAUCCUGAGGGACUGCGACGCCCCCGGCCUGCGGCCCCUCGUCGUCAAGGACAUCGCCGGGGGGCUCAUGGCCUGGGCCGCCUCCGUCGACCCCACCUUCCCCAGGUACUGAGGGACGCCGGACGGCCGGGAGCCCCCGAGGACCCACCCCGGGCCCCGGCCGGCGCCGUCCCCUUCCGGGGACGCCGCCCUCGUCCUCUCCCGCGCCGGGAUCCUGCGGGGCGGGAGGGCGGAGAGCCGCCCUCCCUCCCUCCCUCCCUCCCUCCCACGUCGAUCGACGAAAGAGCCGCGGUCUGGUCUCCUUGGGCGCACUCGCCGCCCCGUCAAGGGCCGCGCCCUGGCGCCUAAAAAGCGCCCCGAGUCCACGCCUUCUUGGACCCCGCUCUGGCCCCAGGGGCGGCGGAGGGGAGCCGGGGGGAGAUCGGGGAGUUCUCCCGUGAGGGUCGGCACGAGGUCGCCGGCGGCGGCCGGAAACCCGCAAAAGUCAGGGGACCAACCGGGAAAGGGGUCCAGUCAGACCACUCGCGGAGAGCCCCGGCCGACCGCCGAAAGCGGGACCGCCCGUUUAGGCCCAGGUCUUCAAGGCGCUCCGUCCCCAGGCGUUCCGGCGGUGGGCCGGAAGGACAAGGAGGACCUUCGGGAGGGCCGCGAGCUGCCUCGGACCUCUUCAGCGGCGGCCUCGAGACCCACCCAGGUGUGAGGCGGCGGCGGCGCCGGUGGAGGAAAUCCACCACCCUUUUCUGGGGCCGUGCCCCGCCCCCAACCCUGCCCUUUGUCACUGCUGUAGUAGGUGACCUUUCUCUUUCGGGUACCAUUAUCGCUCACUUGAAUUUAAUGAAAUCACUUUAGUUAACUGAUCAUUGUUCCACGAUUGCUAUGAAGGACUUUACCUCAGGGCCCCGCUUCAGAUCCGGAUCGAGUACGGCCUAUUAAACACAGCCUCAGGGAGCCACCCGCUGUGGGUCGACAGUGCAGAGAUGGACUUAAAAAGCCCAAGUUUCAAACAAGGGGAGAACAGAAAGGGGGGGAGGGGAGCUCGGAAGAAAACACGCCAAUUUAAACCAAUCAAUCACGUCAUUACCCGCCCUUACUUCACUGAUCUGCUAUGACCCAACCCUAUGCUUCCCACCUCCUCCUUGUACCAGAAUCUCAAUUUAUCUCACUGCCCGACCCCACUUGGCCCGGAACUCCCUCUCCUUUCAUAUCGCACAGUCCACCGCUCUCCCCGUCUUCAAAGCCAUCCUAAAGUCACAUCGCCACGUCAUUUCCACUCAAUUCGCAUCUCCGGCCCCGUCAGCCCUCACUUCCCCUAUUCA
Molecule: messenger RNA, 2765 nt
Organism: Ornithorhynchus anatinus (platypus)
Lineage: Eukaryota; Metazoa; Chordata; Mammalia; Monotremata; Ornithorhynchidae
Gene: MOCS3
Product: molybdenum cofactor synthesis 3
Exons: 1
Coding region: 161-1561 (466 amino acids)
Biological process (GO): tRNA wobble position uridine thiolation; protein urmylation
Cellular component (GO): cytoplasm; cytosol
Molecular function (GO): adenylyltransferase activity; thiosulfate-cyanide sulfurtransferase activity; URM1 activating enzyme activity
Source: RefSeq, a predicted model, not a curated record